This is a messenger RNA of Neopelma chrysocephalum (saffron-crested tyrant-manakin), 4697 nucleotides long. RefSeq names its product RB transcriptional corepressor like 1 (gene RBL1). Gene Ontology annotation, biological process: cell differentiation; regulation of transcription by RNA polymerase II; negative regulation of G1/S transition of mitotic cell cycle. The coding region runs from base 5 to 2995 and encodes 996 amino acids. Lineage: Eukaryota; Metazoa; Chordata; Aves; Passeriformes; Pipridae. The record is from RefSeq and is a predicted model, not a curated record. The transcript has 21 exons. Gene Ontology annotation, cellular component: transcription regulator complex; chromatin; nucleus. Gene Ontology annotation, molecular function: RNA polymerase II transcription regulatory region sequence-specific DNA binding.
CGGAAUGUUUCUCGUUCCGUUUAAAGACCCGCUCCCGGCUGAGCUGCUGGAGGGGAGGUGCCAAUUAAUUACACCCAGAACUAAGAGGUUUUUGUGCAGUUUAAUUCAGUUUUUUAGCAAAAUGAAGAAGUGGAUGGACAUGUCAAACCUACCACAGGAAUUCCGAGAGCGAGUGGAGCGGCUGGAGAGAAAUUUUGAAGUGUCAACUGUGAUUUUCAAGAAGUUUGAACCAAUAUUUUUUGAUAUAUUUCAAAACCCUUAUGAAGAAACUUCCAAGCCACAGCGAAGCAGGAAACAGAGGCGGGUGCCUUGCAGUGUCAAAGAUCUCUUCAACUUCUGCUGGACUCUCUUUGUGUACACUAAGGGUAAUUUCCGUAUGAUUGGAGAUGAUUUAGUAAAUUCCUAUCAUUUGCUUCUGUGCUGCUUGGACCUGAUUUUUGCCAAUGCCCUUCUGUGUCCAAACAGAAGAGAUUUGCUAAAUCCAUCAUUUAAAGGCUUACCAGUGGAAUUCCACACUCCAGAGAUCAAAGCCUCUGAGGACCCUCCCUGCAUCAUUGCCACGCUGUGUGAGCUGCACGACGGGCUCCUGGUAGAAGCAAAAGGCAUAAAGGAACACUACUUUAAACCAUACAUUGCAAAGCUGUUUGAUAGGAAGAUCUUAAAAGGAGAUUGUCUGUUGGAUCUCUACAACUUUACAGAAAAUAGCAAAGCACUGAAUAAAGAGUAUGAAGAGUAUGUUCUGACCGUGGGUGAUUUUGAUGAGAGAGUUUUCCUGGGAGCUGAUGCUGAAGAAGAAAUUGGCACUCGAAAAUUCCCUGCAGAUGUGCUGGUAGAGAAAACGGCAGCACGAGCUCCCACAGAGUGUCAUCUGCAGCAGCAUUUUGAAAAGAAAAGAUCAUUUGCACCUUCAACUCCCCUGACUGGCCGACGAUACCUGCGAGAGAAGGAAGGUGUCAUCACUCCUGUGGCUUCAGCCACGCAGAGCGUGAGCCGCCUGCAGAACAUGGUGGCUGGGCUGAAAAAUGCACCCAGUGAACAACUUACAGCUAUUUUUGAGUCUUGUGCCCGCAGCCCCAUGGAAAGCAUCAUGAGCAGAGUGAAGGAGAUCGGUGAGACCUUCUGCUGCAGCUACACUCAGUCAACAGCUGAGCAGCCAGGCUCUCAUAUAGAUUUUGCUGUAAACAGAUUAAAACUGGCAGAGAUCUUGUACUAUAAAAUCUUGGAGACUAUAAUGGUGCAAGAAACACGGAGACUGCAUGGGAAGGAUCUGACUGCUCUCCUGGAGCAGGAUCUGUUCCACCGCUCGCUCCUGGCGUGCUGCCUGGAGAUCGUGCUCUUCGCCUACAGCUCCCCUCGCACCUUCCCCUGGAUCAUUGAAGUGCUUGACCUCAGGCCCUUCUAUUUCUAUAAGGUCAUUGAAGUGCUGAUUCGGUCUGAGGAAGGACUUUCCAGAGACAUGGUGAAGCACCUCAACAGCAUUGAGGAACAAAUUCUGGAGAGUCUUGCCUGGACUCGGAACUCGGCACUCUGGAAUGCACUCGAGGCAUCAGACAACAAAGUCCCAACCUGUGAAGAAGUAAUAUUUCCCAGUAAUUUUGAAGCCAGCAAUGGAGGAAGUGGGCUUGGGCAUUUGCCUAUGAUGCCAUUAUCUCCCAUAAUUCAUCCUCGAGUAAAAGAGGUUCGAACAGAUCUUGGUGGGAGUUUAAGACGAGACAUGCAGCCCUUGUCUCCAAUCUCAGUUCAUGAGCGCUACAGUUCUCCUGCAGCUGGAAGUGCUAAGAGAAGGCUCUUUGGAGAUGACAGCCCCCGAGAAACUCAGAUGGAAAAAACCUUAACCAAAGGAACUAAGUUGACAAUUGCUCCAGCGUCGAGCAUUGGUGCUGAAAACGUGUCAGUGUCUCCUGGGCAGACAGUGCUGACCAUGACAACCACUGCAGGGCCGGGGAAAGUGGGACAGAAGGUCACGAUCCCACUGCACGGUAUUGCAAAUGAAAUGGGUGGGAUCACCUUGAUCCCCAUUUCAAUUAAUUUAGGCCAGCCGUGUAAAAUGGAGGCUCUGGCUCCUUCCUGCCACCCCCCAGGGAACCAAGCACAGGAAGUGCAGGUGUCAGCAGCGAGCAAACCAAAGAGAACGGGGUCCUUGGCACUGUUCUACAGGAAGGUUUAUCACCUGGCCAGUGUGCGCUUGCGUGACCUGUGCUUGAAGCUGGAUGUUUCCAAUGACUUGCGCAGGAAGAUAUGGACGUGCUUUGAAUUCACGUUGGUUCACUGUGCUGAUCUAAUGAAGGACAGACACUUGGACCAGCUCCUCCUCUGUGCCUUUUAUAUCAUGGCAAAGGUAACCAAAGAGGAAAGAACUUUUCAGGACAUAAUGAAAAGUUACAGGAAUCAGCCACAAGCAAACAGCCAUGUUUAUAGGAGUGUCUUGUUGAGAAAUAUUUCUGCUGAUGUCUCGGGCAAAAAUGCAGACCCAGACACGGAGAUGACAGAAGACUCAGCUGUGAAAGCUGCCAGUUCCUCCGGACGAUCCGCAGCAGAGAACUCCAGUGAGCUGGAAACAGAGGAGAGAGGAGAUCUGAUUAAAUUUUACAAUGCAGUCUAUGUAGGACGAGUAAAGGCAUUUGCACUGAAGUACGAUAUCACAAACCAGGAUCAUGUGAUGGAAGCCCCUCCCUUGUCCCCGUUCCCCAGCAUCCGGCAGCAGCCAGUGUCCCCCCGGCGCAUCUCCCAGCAACACUCUGUGUACGUGUCCCCUCACAAGAACGGCGCCUGCCUGACGCCCCGAACUGCACUGCUCUACAAGUUCAGUGGGAGCCCUUCCAAGAGUUUGAAGGACAUCAACAAUAUGAUAAAACAAGGUGAACACAGGAGCAAGAAGCGAGCAAUAACAAUUGACAGUGACACUGAAUCCCCCACAAAGCGACUCUGCCAGGAAAAUGAUGAUGUUCUACUAAAACGUCUCCAGGAUGUUGUCAGUGAAAGAGCAAAUCAUUAAAACUGCCUGUUUCCUGUGGGAUCUAAAAACUAUGGAGCUGGAUACAGCUGUUGUGCUGUUUAUUUCCUGGCUUUGCAUACAGACAACUGCCAAGUUUCUUUAACACUGAACUUUUACCUGACUUCCACAGGAUGCAAAAAGCAAUAGUUAAGUAGGAAAUGCCAGUGAUCUUCAUUCCCAAAGGCCACGCUGUGCUAUAACUUUGAGCUGUUAUAGCAAGUGUUUUGUAGAAAGCCAUAUUGGAUGUUCUCAGGCCUCACUGGGAGCAUCGUGAGUUCUGAGUGUAACUCAGCUUCUAGUAACAUUGGUUUUCUUUUUGGAAUCAGAUUGGUAAAGAAAUGAGUGAACUCAGUUUAAGUUUCCUCAAGCUUUUUAUAUUUGGAGAAAAAAUUUUCAAAGUGCCUUAUUUUAAAAGAAUGUGACAUUUUAUGCAUUAUUUUACUGUGGAGUAACUGGAGGGAAUAAAAAUGGAUCAUUUAGCCUCAGGAAGAGCUGAGCAGUUUUGAACUGUCAGAACUUCAGUUAAAGUGUAGGUUGUGACAUGGAUCUGACAGCUUUGCAGUAACGAGGGCAAUAAUCAAAAAAUACAAAUAGCAAUGACUUAAAUUGGACUCUGGUAAAGCACUGAGAUACAACUCAGUGAAUUCCCUUUCUUUUGAGCCAGGGGGUGCUGCCACGUUGGAAGUUACAGAGCAGCCUGCCCUAGAGGCUUUUCAUAUGGAUGGCAGCUCACCCUGAAGAAUUACAAGCGGGUUACAGUUGAAAUCAGCAGCUGGGGCAAGAUUAGAGCCAUAGAGAAACUUCUCAGCACUGUAAUUUUCAGUUUCUGUGUAACUGAACUGAAAAAAAAAAAAGGAACGAUUACAUAGGACUUGUUUGAGGAGCUCUGCUCACUUUGUUGGCUGGGUGGGUUAGUAUGGAAGUGUUAGUAAAAACACUGUGAUGAUUUUGGGCAGUCUCAGCCCACGGAUCUGGCCAGGAGUGAGAGAGGAGAAAUUGAUUCCUAAGAGUGAGGGACACUACUCAGCAAGGAGUAGAAAGUUUACAAACUUGGUUUUCAAUUCUGAACUACUUGAAUUUUUUUUUUUGGUUUUGUUUUUUUUUUUUACUUUCAAAAAAAGGUGCUUGGUGCUUGGCCAUGGAGAGCUGCAGUGUGAGGAAAUGGCCAUGCAGUGGACUAACUUUCAUGUAGAUUCUUCAGUUCCUUUAAUUUUAUUCAAGUUUUAAUGUUUGUCUCCAGAUUUUGAGGUAAAAAGUGGAGGAUUCUAGCCUUUCUGGGUGGGAAAUGUAUGGUCAGACAUAACAGGGUCAGUCUUCUCACAGUAUUGUAUGACAAGAGUUUAGUUGAUUUGGUUUACAUUUGACAUGACGUGCACAUCUCCUCAUGUGUCUGGUCCCCACACUGUCACUGCCUUCUCUGAAACCAGAAAACUGAUGGUGCCAAAAUCCUUAUUAGUUGUCAUUAAGUGUAGUGUUUCUGCAGUUCAGAAUUUUUCACCUUUUUAGGUGUUAGAAAAAAUAUUUUUGGCUUGUUGAACAGCUAAAACAAUAGCUUACAUGGAAAUUUUGUUAACGGUUUCAAAGUGCCUUCACAUGUAAAUCUUUGUUUUAUAAUAAACAACUAAAAAGUAUUUUAACCUGUGUUGCUAUAUUUCCUGUUGUUUUCCUGUGCUAAUUCAUUAAACAAUGCCUUCUGUCUGCA